Messenger RNA from Pongo pygmaeus (Bornean orangutan), 7594 nucleotides. RefSeq names its product kinesin family member 14 (gene KIF14). The record is from RefSeq and is a predicted model, not a curated record. Gene Ontology annotation, biological process: microtubule-based movement. The coding region runs from base 814 to 5760 and encodes 1648 amino acids. Gene Ontology annotation, molecular function: microtubule motor activity; microtubule binding; ATP binding. The transcript is spliced from 29 exons. NCBI's taxonomy places the organism in Eukaryota, Metazoa, Chordata, Mammalia, Primates, Hominidae.
AAAAAUACAAAAAUUAGCUGGGCGUGGUGGUGGGCGCCUGUAGUCCCAGCUACUUGGGAGGCUAAGGCAGGAGAAUCGCUUGAAUACAGGAGGUGGAGGUUGCAGCAAGCCAAGGUCGUGCCACUGCACUCCAGCCUGGUGACAGAGCAAGACUCCGUCUCAAAAAAAAUAUUUUUAUAAAAAUAAAAUAAAAUGAACCUUCUUAUGGAACAUUGGCAAAAAAAAAAAAAAAAAAAUACAUGUAGCAGGUAUUUAUAAAAAUACUUUGCUCCACACUCUGAUUUAGGUGCUAGGGUUUCCUUUAGUCCUUCCCACUCCGCACACUGGGAGUACUUGAAAAUCUAUGUUGGCAUGCACUUUUUACAUCUUCUAAGUCACUUGACACAUUUGGCCUGAUAUAUGGCUUAUCAGUAUAUUUCUUCUAGACUAAAGAAAUGGGAAUUGUAUUGUUGUCUUUGAAGUCUACAGUAUCUAUCAGAGGGCCUGGCACUAAUGGAAACUUAGUCAAUAUUUGUUGAAUAAUGAUGGUAAGUUCUCUGAGAGACUUGCCUGAAGCUGCUUGGAAGCAGUAUCUGAGCUGCAGAUUGUGACCUAUUGUAAUGUAUGCCUCUGGGAAUUUACUUACACAAUGGGAUGUUCUCUAUAUAUUUUUAAAGCUUGUUUGUAGUCUAUAUGAUCUAAAUCUUUUUUUUCUUUCAGUUUAGCAGAUAUUUUCAGAAAUGGAUACAUAAGAAAUGGCUGGAAAUCAAAUGAAUGUCCAAAGAAGAGCUUAGGGUCUUAGUAACAUUCUUUUUUAAAUAACUGUCUGCCAAAAUGUCAUUACACAGUACUCAUAAUAGAAAUAACAGCGGUGAUAUUCUUGAUAUUCCUUCUUACCAAAAUAGUUCAUCACUGAAUGCCCUCACCCACAGUAGCCGACUUAAGCUGCAUUUGAAGUUGGAUAUGUCAGAAUGUGAAAAUGAUGAUCCAUUAUUGAGAUCUGCAGGUAAAGUCAGAGACAUAAAUAGAACUUACGUUAUUUCUGCCAGUAAAAAAACAGCAGACAUGCCCCUUACCCCUAAUCCUGUAGGUAGAUUGGCACUUCAGAGAAGAACUACAAGGAACAAAGAAUCAUCUUUGCUUGGUAGUGAGUUGGAAGACACAACUGAAAAAACAGCAGAAACACGUCUUACAUUACAACGUCGUGCUAAAACAGAUUCUGCAGAAAAGUGGAAAACAGCUGAAAUAGAUUCUGUCAAAAUGACACUGAAUGUGGGAGGUGAAACAGAAAAUAAUGGUGUUUCUAAGGAAAGUAGAACAAAUGUAAGGAUUGUAAAUAAUGCUAAAAACUCUUUUGUUGCCUCUUCUGUACCUUUAGAUGAAGAUCCACAGGUCAUUGAAAUGAUGGCUGAUAAGAAAUACAAAGAAACAUUUUCUGCCCCUGGUAGAGCAAAUGAAAAUAUUGCACUUAAGUACUCAAGUAAUAGACCACCCAUUGCUUCCCUGAGUCAGACUGAAGUUGUUAGAUCAGGACACUUGACAACGAAAGCUACUCAGAGCAAGUUGGAUAUCAAAGUGUUGGGAACAGGAAACUUGUAUCAUAGAAGUAUUGGGAAGGAAAUUGCAAAAACGUCAAAUAAAUUUGGGAGCUUAGAAAAAAGAACACCUACAAAAUGUACAACAGAACACAAAUUGACGCCAAAGUGCGGCCUGCCUCAGCUUAAGAGCCCAGCUCCAUCAAUACUGAAGAAUAGAAUGUCUAACCUUCAAGUUAAACAAAGACCAAAAAGUUCCUUUCUUGCAAAUAAACAGGAAAGGUCCGCAGAAAAUACAAUUCUUCCCGAAGAAGAAACUGUAGUUCAGAACACCUCUGCAGCAAAAGACCCCUUAAAAGUAGAGAAUAGUCAAGUGACAGUGGCAGUACGCGUAAGACCUUUCACCAAGAGAGAGAAGAUUGAAAAAGCAUCCCAGGUAGUCUUCAUGAGUGGGAAAGAAAUAACUGUGGAACAUCCUGACAUGAAACAAGUUUAUAAUUUUAUUUAUGAUAUUUCAUUCUGGUCUUUUGAUGAAUGUCAUCCUCACUACGCUAGCCAGACAAUUGUCUAUGAGAAGCUAGCAGCACCACUCCUAGAAAGAGCCUUUGAAGGCUUCAAUACCUGUCUUUUUGCUUAUGGUCAGACUGGCUCUGGAAAAUCAUAUACGAUGAUGGGAUUUAGUGAAGAACCAGGAAUAAUUCCAAGAUUUUGUGAAGAUCUUUUUUCUCAAGUAGCCAGAAAACAAACCCAAGAGGUCAGCUAUCACGUUGAAAUGAGCUUCUUUGAAGUAUAUAAUGAAAAAAUUCAUGACCUUCUGGUUUGUAAAGAUGAAAAUGGGCAGAGAAAGCAACCACUGAGAGUGAGGGAACAUCCUGUUUAUGGACCAUAUGUUGAAGCACUGUCAAUGAAUGUUGUCAGUUCUUACACUGAUAUCCAGAGUUGGCUAGAAUUGGGAAAUAAACAAAGAGCUACUGCUGCUACUGGUAUGAAUGAUAAAAGCUCCCGAUCUCAUUCAGUUUUCACCCUGGUGAUGACCCAGACCAAGACAGAAUUUGUGGAAGGGGAAGAACACGAUCACAGAAUAACAAGUCGAAUUAACCUAAUAGAUCUGGCAGGCAGUGAGCGCUGCUCUACGGCUCACACUAAUGGAGAUCGACUAAAGGAAGGUGUGAGUAUUAAUAAGUCCUUGCUAACUUUGGGAAAAGUUAUAUCUGCCCUCUCUGAACAAGCAAACCAAAGGAGAGUUUUUAUUCCUUAUCGUGAAUCUGUUCUUACAUGGCUGUUAAAAGAAAGUCUGGGUGGAAAUUCAAAAACUGCAAUGAUUGCUACGAUUAGUCCUGCUGCCAGCAACAUAGAAGAAACAUUAAGCACACUUAGAUAUGCUAACCAAGCCCGUUUAAUAGUCAAUGUUGCCAAAAUAAAUGAAGAUAUGAACGCUAAGUUAAUUAGAGAAUUGAAGGCAGAAAUUGCAAAGCUAAAAGCUGCUCAGAGAAACAAUCGGAAUAUUGACCCUGAGCAAUACAGGCUCUGUCGGCAAGAAAUAACAUCCUUAAGAAUGAAACUGCAUCAACAGGAGAGAGACAUGGCAGAAAUGCAAAGAGUGUGGAAAGAAAAGUUUGAACAAGCUGAAAAAAGAAAACUUCAAGAAACUAAAGAGUUACAGAAAGCAGGAAUUACAUUUCAAAUGGACAAUCAUUUACCAAACCUUGUUAAUCUGAAUGAAGAUCCACAACUAUCUGAGAUGCUGCUAUAUAUGAUAAAAGAAGGAACAACUACAGUUGGAAAGUAUAAACCAAACUCAAGCCAUGAUAUUCAGUUAUCUGGGGUGCUGAUUGCUGAUGAUCAUUGUACUAUCAAAAAUUUUGGUGGGACAGUGAGUAUUAUCCCAGCUGGGGAAGCAAAGACAUAUGUAAAUGGAAAACAUAUUUUGGAAAUCACAGUAUUACGUCAUGGUGAUCGAGUGAUUCUUGGUGGAGAUCAUUAUUUUAGAUUUAAUCAUCCAGUAGAAGUCCAGAAAGGAAAAAGGCCAUCUGGAAGAGAUGCUCCUAUAAGUGAGGGUCCAAAAGACUUUGAAUUUGCAAAAAAUGAGUUGCUCAUGGCACAGAGAUCACAACUCGAAGCAGAAAUAAAAGAGGCUCAGUUGAAGGCAAAGGAAGAAAUGAUGCAAGGAAUCCAGAUUGCAAAAGAAAUGGCUCAGCAAGAGCUUUCUUCUCAAAAAGCUGCAUAUGAAAGCAAAAUAAAAGCGCUGGAAGCAGAACUGAGAGAAGCGUCUCAAAGGAAAAAAAUGCAGGAAAUAAAUAACCAGAAGGCUAAUCACAAAAUUGAGGAAUUAGAAAAGGCAAAGCAGCAUCUUGAACAGGAAAUAUAUGUCAACAAAAAGCGAUUAGAAAUGGAAACUUUGGCUACAAAACAGGCUUUAGAAGACCAUAGCAUCCGCCAUGCAAGAAUUCUGGAAGCUUUAGAAACUGAAAAGCAAAAAAUUGCUAAAGAAGUACAAAUUCUACAGCAGAAUCGGUAUAAUAGGGAUAAAACUUUUACAAUGCAGACAACUUGGAGCUCUAUGAAACUCUCAAUGAUGAUUCAGGAAGCCAAUGCUAUCAGCAGCAAAUUGAAAACAUACUAUGUUUUUGGCAGACAUGAUAUAUCAGAUAAAAGUAGUUCUGACACUUCUAUUCGGGUUCGUAACCUGAAACUAGGAGUCUCAACAUUCUGGAGUCUGGAAAAGUUUGAAUCUAAACUUGCAGCAAUGAAAGAACUUUAUGAGAGUAAUGGUAGUAACAGGGGUGAAGAUGUCUUUUGUGAUCCUGAAGAUGAAUGGGAACCCGACAUUAUGGAUGCACCAGUUUCUUCACUUUCUAGAAGGAGGAGUAGGAGUUUGAUGAAGAACAGAAGAAUUUCUGGUUGUUUACAUGACAUACAAGUCCAUCCAAUUAAGAAUUUGCAUUCUUCGCAUUCAUCAGGUUUAAUGGACAAAUCAAGUACUAUUUACUCAAAUUCAGCAGAGUCAUUUCUUCCUGGAAUUUGCAAAGAAUUGAUUGGUUCUUCAUUAGAUUUUCUUGGACAGAGUUAUGAUGAAGAAAGAACUAUAGCAGACAGCCUAAUUAAUAGUUUUCUUAAAAUUUAUAAUGGGCUAUUUGCCAUUUCCAAGGCUCAUGAAGAACAAGAUGAAGAAAGUCAAGAUAACUUGUUUUCUUCUGAUCGAGCAAUCCAGUCACUUACUAUUCAGACUGCAUGUGCUUUUGAGCAGCUAGUACUGCUAAUGAAACACUGGCUGAGUGAUUUACUGCCUUGUACCGACAUAGCAAGACUUGAGGAUGAAUUGAGACAAGAAGUUAAAAAACUGGGAGGCUACUUACAGUUAUUUUUGCAGGGAUGCUGUUCAGAUAUUUCAUCAAUGAUAAAAGAGGCUCAAAAGAAUGGAAUCCAAAUUGUACAACAAGCUGUAAAGUAUGUGGGGCAGUUAGCAGUUCUGAAAGGGAGCAAGCUACAUUUUCUAGAAAAUGGUAACAAUAAAGCUGCCAGUGUCCAGGAGGAAUUCAUGGAUGCUGUCUGUGAUGGUGUAGGCUUAGGAAUGAAGAUUUUAUUAGAUUCUGGACUGGAAAAAGCAAAAGAACUUCAGCAUGAACUCUUAAGGCAGUGUACAAAAAAUGAGGUUACCAAAGAAAUGAAAACUAAUGCCAUGGGAUUGAUUAGAUCUCUUGAAAACAUCUUUGCUGAAUCGAAAAUUAAAAGUUUCAGAAGGCAAGUACAAGAAGAAAACUUUGAAUACCAAGCUUUCAAGAAGAUGGUUAAUCGUGCUCCAGAAUUCUUAAAGUUAAAACAUUGCUUAGAGAAAGCUAUUGAAAUUAUUAUUUCUGCACUGAAAGGAUGCAGUAGUGAUGUAAAUCUUCUCCAGACUUGUGUUGAAAGUAUUCGUAUCUUGGCCAGUGAUUUUUACAGUGACUUCAGUGUGCCUUCUACUUCUGUUGACAGCUAUGAGAGUAGAGUAACUCACGUUGUCCACCAGGAACUAGAAUCUCUAGCUAAGUCUCUCCUCUUUUGUUUUGAAUCUGAAGAAAGUCCUGAUUUGUUGAAACCCUGGGAAACUUAUAAUCAAAAUACCAAAGAAGAACACCAACAAUCUAUAUCAAGCGGGAUUGACGGCAGUAAGAAUAAAGGUGUACCAAAGCGUGUCUAUGAGCUCCGUGGCUCAUCCCCAGCAGUGAGCUCAGAGGAAUGCAUACCCAGUAGGAUUCAGUGGGUGUGAAUACUGAUGUGUAGGCACUUUUAUGACCACCCAUGCAUGAAAGAGAACACUUGCUGGGCAAUUUUCUUUAUGCAGGAGAGUUUAAGAGAAAUCAGUACAGAUAUUUCAAAAAAGUCCAUGUCUUUUUAUCUUUAAAAUAUCUUUUUAUCAAAGGCUGGAGGUGGUGGCUCACGCCUGUAAUCCCAGUACUUUAGGAGGCUGAGGUGGGCAGAUGACGAGGUCAGGAGUUCGAGACCAGCCUGGCCAACAUGGCGAAACCCCGUCUCUACUAAAAAUACAAAAAUUUGCCGGGCAUGGUGGCGCAUGCCUGUAAUCCCAGCUACUGGGGGGCUGAGGCAGGAGGAUCGCUUGAACCUGAGAGGCAGAGGUUGCAGUGAGCCGAUAUCGUGCCACUUCACUCCAGUCUGAGCAACAGAACGAGACUCAGUCAAAAUAAAUAAAUAAAUAAAAUAUCUUUUUAUCUUUAAAGUGUUUAACUUUGGUAUACUAUCUGUAGUUGGUUCAUUAGUCUGUUUAUAAAGGGUUAUUUUCUCAUGAGUGGAAACCUGAACAAUCAGUUACCUUUGUGCCUAUGCCUUCUCUCUCCUCAGACAGCUGGGAUGAUGUUUAUGGUGAAAUGGCCUAUACAAGUUUAACUAAGACAACUUAACUUGCGUUGUUAAUCAAAAACUCUUUUCUCAAAGGGUUAACUGGUUGCCAUUUUGAAUAGUAUGUUCAAGGGUGUAGCUUCCUGUUUCUUUCCAAAUUAUAAGUAGCUACCAAAAUACAGUAUGAUUAUAUAUUAAUAAUAUGGCUUGGUGGCAUAAUAGUUUACCCUGUUAUCUGUGUUCCAUAAUAGGGGCUGUGUGAAUAUUAUUUAAAACUAAUUAAAUGUUGCCAGAAUUAUACUAAACUGUUGAAUGAGUUUAGAUCAGAGGCUGGACCUUCUCUUGAUAAUGCUUGUUUUGUUAAAGGUAUAAUGAAAUAAUUUGUAUAUGAUUUGAUGAAGAUUAAAGAUCCUUAUAUUCCACAGCUUUAAAAAAAAACCUUUAUUUAUGAUCAAGUAAUAAAGAUAAUAUUCUACUUGUGGGAACUUACAUUAAGGAAAUAGUUUGACAUUUUUGACCUCAAGAGUAUGUAUAAUUUGAAGAGAUACUUAGUAACUAUGCUUGGGUGAUAUUGAGCAGUUCCUAAAAAACAAUUCAUUUAAAUGACCUGAUCCUUUCAUUUGCCCUUUUCAAAUUUACAGAUACUACUUGUACAUUUGGCAUAACUAGUUGAAAUUGGCCAUUAGUACCAUGAAUAAAUCUGAUAGUUACCUUGUUAGGAAGAGAUUGUAAGUAAACACGGUCAUUGCAGUCAGAACAGUAUUAGUGAACCUUGUGUGGUGUUUUCAAGCUCUUUAAAAUGGUACAGUGUAGCACAUUUACUUUCAUUUCUUUUUUAUUUUUGGCAUUUGACCUUGUAUUCUUUCUGAAGCUCUGUAUGUAUUUUUAUUAGACAAUACUUUGGCAAGUAGCACUUUGCCUGUCCAGUUUGCUGGAGUGUAGAUGUACAUAUGAGGAUUUCCCAGGAGGUGCACCUCUUUGAAGAACUUCCUGAAGUAUGUGUAUAGUAGUUUUCAUCUUAAUAUUCAGUAUUUAAUCUUCAGUUUGUGCUUUGUAAACUCACGACUUAAUUGGUCAGAAACUUUUUAGUGUCUUCAUAAAAUUUUAUAUAUAUAUUUAUACUUAAUACAUUGUGAUACUGUAUUUGAAUGAAUGGUGAAAAAAUAUUUGCUAUUGGAAUUAUGUGCACUGACAAGAAAUGUUAUAAAGAAAAUGCCUUUAAUAAAUCUUUUCAGCAUUAGAAUUGC